Lycium ferocissimum is the source of this 1114-nucleotide messenger RNA. Its product is annotated as expansin-B4-like. Bases 186 to 998 code for a protein of 270 amino acids. The transcript is spliced from 4 exons. Gene Ontology annotation, biological process: sexual reproduction. Gene Ontology annotation, cellular component: extracellular region. Lineage: Eukaryota; Viridiplantae; Streptophyta; Magnoliopsida; Solanales; Solanaceae. The record is from RefSeq and is a predicted model, not a curated record.
AAAUCUAAAUUAAUGGAUACGCAACGUGCUGAUAAAAAAUAAUCUAGAAAUUUUAAAAAAUAUUUCUCCCAUUAUUUAUUAAAAUCCUCUACAUGUAUUCAAAAUUUUCUAGUAUAAAUAGAACAGUUUUCAUGUCAUUUGUAUAAGCGAUUAGCAAAAGAGCAAAGUACUCUAUUAAGUUAAUAAUGGGCAUGGGUUCUAAUUUUCCUCAUUUUCUUUCUAUUUGCAUUUUUGUUUUUCUUUUCUCGAAUUCGGUUGGUGUUUGUUCUUGCCGAUUACUCAAUGUUAGUUUAGAUAAUACUGGUGGAUUUUCAUCAGCAGUGGCAACUUGGUAUGGAGAUCCUACUGGAGCUGGCAGUGGUGGGGCUUGUGGACUGGAAGAUGAUGUAGCAAACGCUCCAUACAACGCCAUGAUAACUGCUGGAAAUCAAGUUUUGUUCCAAUCUGGUUUAGGAUGUGGCUCAUGCUAUCAGGUCUUAUGCAAUCAGAAUCAAGAAUGCUCAGGUAAUCCAAUAACAGUAGCUCUUAUAGAUGAGUGUCCAGGAACAUGCAAUGAUGAUCCAGUUCACUUUGAUUUAAGUGGAUUUGCCUUUGGAGCUAUGUCAAAAUCUGGCCAAGCAGACCAAUUGCGUAAACUUGGAAGAAUCGAUAUUUCCUAUAAAAGGGUGGCAUGCGACUACAAGCAAAAUAUUAUGUUUAAGGUUGAAAAGGGAUCCAACCCUAAUUUCUUUGCUAUUGCAAUUGAAGCUGAAAAUGGAGAUGGUGAACUCUCUUCGGUUGAGAUAAAACCGACAAGUUCCAAUAAGUGGCUUUCCAUGCAACAAAUGUUUGGAGCAACUUGGUCUGCAAAUAUUCAUCCAAACACACAAAAACCUCCAUUCUCUGUUAGGUUAACUUCACAGAAUAAACAUCAGGUUCAAGCUAAUAAUGUCAUUCCUGCGGAUUGGCAGCCAAGAGCAAUCUACAAAUCAAAUGUCAAUUUCUCUCCCCAAUUAUAAAGUCUUUUAAUUUUAUUUUGAGGAUUGGAGGAAUUUGAGAGAUUAUCAAGUAAAAUGUUGGACUUUUUUUAUACACCAACAUUUUGAUAUAAUAAAAGAAAUUAUUUAGUUAUCAA